AUGAAACGCGAUGAGUCCUUAAAGACCAUUCACCAGAGCCGCCGGUACAGCGCCGGGGGCACCAGCCAAAGCAUCGGCAUCGGAUGGCGGCAGAACUCCAUUACUAUCAGCACCCUCGCUCAGCAAUCAGCGUACUUGGCUGAGAAGGCUUUCAGGGAUAAAGAAGAAUUUGCAUUAAAAUGGGAGCUGGCACUGUUGGCCCUAGGCGUUUUCAUGGCCAGUCUCAAUGGCCUGUUUGUGCCCAUCGGGGUGAUGGUGUACGGAGAGUUCACGUCGCUCCUCAUAGACCGCACCGUGAUGAUCGGCACUUCGACACCCUGUUUAAUUCUUGACAUGUUCGGAGGUGGGAAGAAAUUGACAAAUGCGACAAAACAAGAGAACAAGGAUGCAUUGAUAGAAGAUUCGGUGGCUUUCGGCAUCGGAUGUGCCGCCACCUCGCUUAUGCAGUUCAUAGUGGCUGCAAUCAGCGUCGACCUCUUCAACUAUGUGGCUCAUAGGCAGGUGGAGAGAUUAAAGAGUAAAUUUCUGGAGGCGGUGCUGCGUCAAGAUAUCUCGUGGUAUGACCUCAACACCACGAUGAACUUUGCCACAAAAGUUGCAGAUGACGUGGAAAAGUUCCGAGAAGGCAUUGCAGAGAAAAUACCCAUGCUGGUCUAUCUGCUAAUGUCUUUCGUGACCGCUAUUGUCAUUUCCAUGAUUUACGGCUGGGUCCUGACGCUCGUCAUCCUGUCUUGCACACCAGUCAUCAUUCUGACUACAGCCAUCGUAGCCAUGGUACAAUCCUCAUUGACGUCGAAGGAGUUAUCGGCGUACAGCAUCGCCGGCGUAAUUGCUGAGGAAGUGCUGUCUUCCAUCAGAACAGUUGUGGCUUUUGGCGGCGAGGAGAAAGAAGUCAAAAGGUAUUCCGUCCGCCUUGAUCCCGCUAAAAAGACGGGAAUCAAGAAGGGGAUCUAUUCAGGUAUCGGAAGCGGAAUGAUGUGGCUAAUUAUAUACGCGACCUAUGCCUUGGCCUUCUGGUACGGAAUGGAGCUGAUCAUACAAAGCAGGAAACAAGAAGUGCCCGAGUACACCCCUGCUGUGCUGAUGAUUGUAUUCUUCAGCAUCCUCACAGGCGCACAGAACGUGGGUCUCACCUCGCCCCACAUGGAGGCCAUCAACAGCGCGCGUGCGUCAGGAGGCGCCAUAUACGCUGUUCUGGACAGAAAGCCGACUAUAGAUGCCUUGUCUUUGGAGGGAGAUAAGCCGCUCUUGACGGGAGAGUUGGAACUGAGAGAUGUGUUCUUCAGAUACCCGGCUAGAGCUGACGUACAGGUACUUAACGGCAUAAACCUGAAAAUCAACGCAAACGAAACGGUUGCCCUUGUGGGGCAGAGUGGAUGCGGAAAAUCGACCGUGCUUCAGCUUCUGCAGCGAAUGUACGACCCUGACUCUGGCAGCGUUUCGGCCAACGGGAACGACCUGAGAAACCUCAACGUGCGACAUUUGAGAAAUCAUAUUGCGGUCGUGGGGCAGGAGCCGGUACUGUUUGCUGGCACUAUAAAGGAGAACAUCAGAAUGAGCAACCCAUCGUGCACCGACGACGAGAUUAUAGUGGCUGCCAAGCAAGCCUACUGCCAUAGUUUCAUAAAGAAAUUACCGAAUGCAUACGACACUAUGUUAGGCGAGCGCGGGGCGCAACUGUCAGGGGGGCAGAAACAACGUAUCGCCAUCGCUCGGGCGCUGGUCCGGAGGCCUAAGAUCCUGAUCUUGGACGAGGCUACCUCAGCCCUGGAUUCCCACAGCGAGGCCAAGGUCCAGCGGGCCCUGGACGCGGCGGCCCAUGGACGAACCACCGUCAUGGUGAGCCACAGAUUAGCAACAGUGUUGAACGCGAACCGCAUAGUGGUAAUCGACAAGGGGGAGGUAAAAGAAGAAGGUACACACGAGGAACUCCUAGCAAAGAAGGGGAUGUACUACAACCUGGUGCUGGAGAAUGACCCUGCGCUUGCGCCGCAACCGGCCACGGCUAGCGAUACACAAUUGGGGAAACCACACGCAAAAUUCCAACGUCGGAAGCUACAAAAGCUGUCCUCUGUCGACUCACUUAAGAGCACCACCUCCGAAGACAGUUCUGGUUCUGAAGAGAGCAUACCUGUCGAGAAGAUUCAGGAGGAGGUUAGCCCGAGCACGUGGGAGAUCAUGAAGCUGUGCGCCCCGGAGAAAUACUGGAUGUUAGGCGGAGUGGUCGCCGCUGUUGUGGUCGGCGCUUCGUUCCCUAUGUUCGCUGUGCUGUUUGGUGAGACUUAUGGGUUACUGGCAAGCCAAGACGCCGACUGGGUGCGCAGCCAGGUAAACGUGAUCGCGAUAUACUUCCUGCUGGUCGGCGUCUGCACUGGCACCGCGAUAUUCCUGCAGAUUUUCAUCUUCAAUUUGACUGGGGUCAGGUUAACAGCACGAUUGAGAGUGGCUGCCUUCGCCACCAUGUUGAAACAAGAGAUCGGUUGGUUCGACCGGGCUGAGAACGGGAUUGGAGCGCUGUGCUCAAGGUUGGCGGCUGAUGCUGCUGCAGUCCAGGGCGCGACUGGCACCAGGAUCGGAGCACUUAUGCAAGCCGGCGCCACCAUAGUCAUCGGCAUCUCCCUCUCCUUGUACUGGACAUGGCAAAUGACUCUCAUUUCCCUCAUCUCUGUGCCGAUGGUGAUAGGAGCCGUGGUGCUGGAAGGCAGAGUGCUGUCAGCCGGCUUAGCACAAGUCAGAGAAGCUUCGGAUAGGGCCACAACGAUAGCAACGGAAGCUAUCACGAAUAUUAGGACUGUUAACGCCUUUUGUGGCGAACAGGGCGUGCUCGCGCGUUUCACCAAAGCCAGCAUACAGGCCCGUAACACAGCGAUCAAGAGUAUGCGCUGGCGCGGCUGUGUGUUCGCGUUCGGUCAGACAGCCCCUGUCGCGGGUUACGCGUUGUCAUUAUACUAUGGAGGGACUCUUGUCGCCAACGAAAAGGUGUCCUACGUUGAAGUCAUAAAGGUAUCAGAAGCGCUGGUGUUUGGUGCUUGGAUGAUGGGUCAAGCAUUAGCGUUCGCGCCCAAUUUUGGAGCGGCAAUUAACGCGGCCGGUCGAGUCAUGACCUUGUUACAACGACAACCCCUCGUGGAGAGCACACAUGCGCCGGCUGUCAACGAAAAUUAUAUCGCCCAAGGGAAGAUCCAGUACAAGAGCAUUAAGUUCCGGUACCCCACCCGACGAGAGGUGGAGGUUCUCCGGGGCCUGUCCCUGGCGAUCCCGAGCGGGAAGCGAGUGGCGCUGGUCGGGCCCAGCGGCUGUGGGAAAUCCACGCUCAUACAGCUGCUACAACGGCUUUAUGACCCUGACGACGGCAAUGUGUACCUAGACGACUACAGCAUCACGGCCGACAUGCGACUGACGACGCUGCGCCGCAACCUCGGCAUCGUGUCGCAGGAGCCGGUGCUGUUCGACCGCACGAUAGCCGAGAACAUCGCAUACGGCGACAACACCCGCGUCGUCACCAUAGAGGAGAUAGUCAACGCAGCUAAAGCGGCGAAUGUGCAUAGCUUUAUAUCGGCGUUGCCUUCUGCCUACGAAACGCGGGUAGGAGCUCGAGCGUCCCAACUCUCCGGCGGUCAGAAACAGCGCAUUGCCAUUGCGCGUGCGCUCGUGCGGAACCCCCGCGUGCUGCUGCUGGACGAAGCUACUUCUGCGCUUGACACCCACAGCGAGAAGGUGGUUCAAGAAGCUCUAGACCGCGCCAGCGAAGGCCGGACCUGUCUGAUCAUCGCUCACCGCCUGGCGACCAUCCGGAACGCGGACAUUAUCUGCGUGCUUGACAACGGCGUCGUCGCCGAAAUGGGGAACCACGCCGAACUCAUCAAGAGAAAGGGAAUCUACGCGAGGCUCUACGAAUUGCAGUGCGGUUUCGUUGAGGAGGAAGGGGAAAGCACUGAGGUCCUCGAAGGAAAGAAACCUUCCAAGUCCGACCGACCGGGCGGAUCGCGACCUGCGACCCCACCGCCGCCUUCGGGCCAGCAAACAUCACCCACAUUAUCCUCAUCAGAUACAAGCCAACGUCCCCCCAGGUCUCCAGCAUCACGGCGCCCACCCACUGACCAGCCUCCUAAUAAUCCCUGAAUUUGGGAAUUCCAUUCCUCUCUUGUCUUUGCGUGUUGCAACUUCCGCCACUUUGCUUUGAGUCCCAAAAUACGCGUGGAUCCCCAUUCCUAUCCUUGUCAAUUAGGGACUUUCAAUAUGAUGGCUGCGCUCUAUACAAGGGUGAUUCAACAUCAAUUCCUUCGGAAAUUGUAGAGUGCCAACAUCGCUAAAAGCGACCAACGCGUUCGCCUGUAAAAACGGCGGUGUGCAAAUCUAAAUUAAUCCCGUGAAAUGUUUCCCUUGACGAUCAUCAAUGGUUCCUGGAUAAUUUGAAAUGAGAUUUUUUCUGAGAAAUGCGUCGUGUAAAUACCAAAGUCAUUAUAAUAUCUAGUCAAAUAAUCAAAAAAUAUAUUACCAACUAGCAAUAAAAUAAUUAGUUAAAAUAAGUCCUUUUCAAACCUGCUUUUUAGGACUGUUUCAAAAUCAUUCCUCAGCCAAUUGUUAAAUAAAUUUUGUCCUGAUCUCAACAGUAGGUAUUUAGCCUAGACCUUAGAUAUCAAACAUUCCCCUAAUCCAUACCCCAACAUUCCCUUGGAAAGACAAUGUAUCCCAUAGAUUUCUACAUUGUUAUCUCUACUCUACUCGAUUGCGUUUAAAGUUUGCGUGAAUGUGAGUCAAUAGGCUGAUUUUAUACCAUUUCAGAAUUGGCUAAUUAGUGCCUUCAUCUAUGCCUAAUCAUUGUGCCUGCAAUAUGUAAUAAUGAUUUAACAUUAGGCUUAGCUAACACUUGAGAAAUUUUUCACUAUUAACGCAUUAAUGAUUUUUAGUUUUCCGAUUCAAGUACCAUGUGUUAGCCUUGCCUGGUACCUAUGGCUUCAGUAUUUCUAAAAGCAUCUUUUUAGCAUUUCUAGAUUAGGAGUAAAUAGUGAAAAUACGUAUCACGUAUACUAACAUUAUUGUAUUGUGUCGUUAUCAAAUUACGCGAAGUUAAUUGUGCUCAAAUGUUAAAAUUAAAAUAUUUUUAUAUUGUUAUUGUA
Molecule: messenger RNA, 5120 nt
Organism: Amyelois transitella
Lineage: Eukaryota; Metazoa; Arthropoda; Insecta; Lepidoptera; Pyralidae
Gene: Mdr49
Product: multidrug resistance protein homolog 49
Exons: 22
Coding region: 1-4122 (1373 amino acids)
Biological process (GO): transmembrane transport
Cellular component (GO): membrane
Molecular function (GO): ABC-type transporter activity; ATP binding; ATP hydrolysis activity
Source: RefSeq, a predicted model, not a curated record